AUGAGCACCUGCUGCAAGGAGUACGAGGAUGCUGAGAGGUCUAUGUUGGAGCUUGUUUUCGCACCUUGCGGUGCCAUCGCCGGGAGCAACAUCAACUGGAUCGAGAAAACUGACAAGGAGAUCGUAGCUGCAACGAUGAAGGAGCUCGAACGGCUCUUCCCGGACGAGAUUGGUGUCUCACUGGUCGGUGGAGGCGCACAGCUACGCAAGGCGACGGUGGUGAAGGUACCACGCAGCGUCUAUGCUGCAAUCCCAGGACGCAACAAGUUCCGGCCUUCUCAGGCCACACCCGUGCCCAACUUCACCUUGGCGGGCGAUUGGACUAGCCAGAAGUUCUUGGGCAGCAUGGAAGGAGCCGUGCUGGCGGGCAAGUUGGCCGCAGAGGUGAUUUGCGACCGUGCCAGGGGGAUCAAGGCACAUCUUUCCUCAAACCCCAAAGCCUCUUCUCGCUUAAGUCUGCAUUACGGGUGCGCCGACCUGUUGCAUCCAAGGUUCAUUGAUGUCGUCAUUUCGUAG
Molecule: messenger RNA, 516 nt
Organism: Symbiodinium sp. CCMP2592
Lineage: Eukaryota; Dinophyceae; Suessiales; Symbiodiniaceae
Source: the annotation of a GenBank genome assembly